AUGGCUGGAGGAGAAGACAAAGAAAACAGCGUUUGGUCUUUCUCCAAUGCGCCUGUGACGCCCACACACCUGUUGAGCCGGUCUCAACCCUCAAUUUUGAAAGAUGUCAAAAAAUCGCCUCAACGUCGUGAAAUGGCCCGGAAACCGCUGGCAAGUAAGGACAACAAUCGUACUGCAAAUCUAGUGGCGCAAAAGGAACCCCUGCAGAAGAAAAGGGGCCGGCCCGUGGUGAAUUACGCGGGGAGUUUUAUAGGGACCACACGACCAGGUCCCGCGCCACGUCUCAAGAGCUUGGUGCUGCGUGAUGCUGUGGAAGAAGACUCGAAGGAGCAUAGUGAGGUAUCGGAUGCGGAUGAAGAGUUGGAAACAGGUUCUAUAGCGGCCAAACUACGCGGAUCGCUGGCCGCACGUGACCAGGUCGGUAGAGAACAUACUGAUAAUGACGAUCAAGAUGCUCAAUCGGGUCUUUUAGGUCGUCUUCAAGGUGGUGGUAACGAUUUGCAAAGUCUUCUUAGUUCGAAACCGAACCUGAGCCUCGUUCCAAAACAAUCGCACAACGACAGCGACAGCAAUAGUGAUCGCGAAGUCGAGACCAUACCGCCAAGACCAGAGCCUUUGCCGCACAUUCCUAGUGCUCACACACCAUUCAGGGACGAAGAUAUUGAAAAGUUGAAUUCACCAGCAGCUCUGACUCUGCGGCUUUAUUCUAGCGACGAAGAUGAAAACGAUGGCAUCGAUGACAGUGCUCCAUCCAAAUCGCGUCAAUUAUUGGAAUUGGACUUUAAUGAUGACGGCGACGAAGAAGAUGAAAACGAUCGGGAACGCAAGCGGUAUCAUGGGUAUCCACAAAGUAACACUCAACCCCCCAUCCUAACGGCGCAACAGGUUGAAAAUGGCAAUGAAUUUUUGGAAUUGGAGCCCACUUAUGGUUGCGAGGGACUCACGGUGAAGGAGCUUGAAUCGCUCUUGGAGUAG
Molecule: messenger RNA, 975 nt
Organism: Lachancea sp. 'fantastica'
Lineage: Eukaryota; Fungi; Ascomycota; Saccharomycetes; Saccharomycetales; Saccharomycetaceae
Source: the annotation of a GenBank genome assembly